CAUCUUCUCUACCCUCUUUACUCCCUUCCUUUUGCCUCCAUUGUUAACAAAGACCUCAUCCAUAUACUUGCCCAACAAAACUAGACAAUCUUCUCUUUCCUCCUAAUAUGUCAACAGAGACCCAUCCUCAAGUAACUAUACUGGCGCCUACGCCUCAGCUCAAAGGCAUGAUGAGCAUUAUUCGCAACAGGGAUACAUCAAGAGCAGAUUUUAUCUUUUAUGCUGAUCGCAUCAUCCGAAUCCUAAUCGAAGAAGCACUCAACCAUUUACCAGUCGUCGAAAAGUUUAUCCUUACUCCAACCGGCCAAGAAUAUCAAGGAGUCGAAUUCCAAGGCCGGAUCUGUGGGGUCUCGAUCAUGCGAGCAGGCGAAUCAAUGGAACAAGGUCUUCGGGAUGUUUGUAGGAGUGUCCGAAUUGGCAAGAUUCUCAUCCAGAGAGAUGAAGAGACAGCUCUCCCGAAGCUGUAUUACGCUAAAUUCCCACCAGAUAUUGCAUCUCGCUACUGUCUGUUGUUAGACCCAAUGCUUGCAACGGGAGGCUCCGCUAUGAAGGCCAUCGAAGUCUUGAUUAGUUAUGGAGUGCCAGAAGAGAAAAUUAUCUUUGUAAACCUCCUCUGUUGCCCAGAGGGUCUUUCGGCAGUAUUGAAAUCAUAUCCAAGGAUCAAGAUCAUCACUGCGGAGCUAGAUGAACAUCUGGACGAGAAGAAAUAUGUUAUCCCUGGAUUGGGCGACUUUGGCUGCAGAUAUUACGGAACAGACAAGUGAA
This is a messenger RNA of Lobosporangium transversale, 765 nucleotides long. RefSeq names its product uracil phosphoribosyltransferase-domain-containing protein. The coding region runs from base 108 to 764 and encodes 218 amino acids. Lineage: Eukaryota; Fungi; Mortierellomycota; Mortierellomycetes; Mortierellales; Mortierellaceae. The transcript has 6 exons. The record is from RefSeq and is a predicted model, not a curated record.